AAAGCAGUUUAAUAAUGAAUUUUGACCCCCUUAAACUACUUCGGCGAUACAUUUUCAACUUUGACAUUAUUAGGCUGCAAACUUCAUUCAUAAUUUUCGAUGUUCUUCUUUAUUUUAUGCACGGUAUACUCUAUAACCUCUGGUAAUUUAUUGGGAAAAUAGAAGACUGCCCCCUUGUUUGUAUUACGCUUGAAACUUUCUCCUAGUUCUCAGCCCAUCCUAUUGCCUUUAAAAGGCUAAAAAGCUCGUACUAAAUUUGGGCAUGCAGUUGCGUAGGAUUUCAAGGAAUGUCAGCAUCUCUGACGGCAGACUAAUACAGAUGUUACUGGCUUCUGCACUGCGUCGCUGCGACUGCGCUGGCUCUCCUCGCAGACCAAGUCGCCAGGACUUAAUAAAGAAUCACCUGCAGGGCUUCCUUGGCUAACGACUCGGCACUCUUGUUGAUGGAGCUACAGCUGACGUAGCAAUAGAACCUACAACAAAACUUUAAGGGGUCCUAUCUCAGCAGUCCCCAUCUCCUUAUCACCUGGCUUUUUUAAAGGUAGCUAGCAUGUCUAAGGGGAAAAUAAGAGCACUGACCAGGACUGGGCGUCAGGUGAGCGAAGACCCUGAUAUUGACAACCUGUUGUCUGACCUGUCACCAGAAGAUUUGGAGGAACUGCAGAAAGAACUGCCUGACCCUGAUCCUGACCCAUAUGUGCAAAGUGGAAUCAGGAAGAGGACGCCACUGGAGAAACAACCUUCAGUUAAUAACAAUGUGGAGCAUUCUGGGCGUGAAACCAGCAAACUCAGUCAGAGACAGCUGUCAACUGAGGGGGAGCCCAAGAGAGAGAGUCUGAAGCAACAAUACUUAAGGAAGAUGGGACUCAGUCAGGAGAGGAGUUUGUCCAGGUCAGACAGCCAGGGUGAGGAGAUCACCAGGCAAAACAGCAUGUCCGGUGAGCAUGACCAUGUGAGGGAAGAGAAACACAAUACCGGGAACCGAGCCGGGCCUUCCAACCGCUUCCACAGAGAGGAGAGCCGUGAUAUAGAGAGGAAAGAAGGGAGGGAGAUUAAUGAAGAGAGCAGGCUGAGGGAAAAAAGGGAGGACAGCAAAAAUAAGGAAGAAGGCAGCAGCAAGACGAAAGAGCUGAUCUCCAAACUACAGGAGAAGAAAGAAGAUACCAAAGAAAAAGAGAGGAAGGAUGAAAGCCGGAAAGAUGGCAAGACAAAAGAGCUAAUCUCAAAGCUUCAAGAGCGAAGUGAGAAGGUGGAUGUUAAAGAAAUGGAGAAAAAAGAGGAGAUCUGGAAGAAAGAGGAUAGAAAAACAAAAGAUUUAAUAUCUAGGCUGGAAGAAAAGCAAAGCCAGGUGAAAGAAAGCAAAACGGAUGACAGAAAGAGCAGAGGGGAGGAGAAAACACAGCCUGCCAAGCAAAUUCACCGAACAGGAUCUCAGCAAGAGGAAAAGGGUGAAGCGACGGCAGAGACAGAAAAUGCAAAGGAUAGAGACUCUGUAAAGGAGAGGGACUCUGUGAAAGAGAAGGACUCUGUAAAGGAGAGGGACUCUGUGAAAGGGAAGGACUCUGUAAAGGAGAGGGACUCUGUGAAAGAGAAGGACUCUGUAAAGGAGCGAGAGCAGAAGAGUGUUAAAGGGAAAGAAAAUGAGAAGGAGAAUGUAAAAGAAAGGGUAAAGGAAACAGAGAGACAAAAAGCUCACAGUGAAGGUGUGAAGCCCAAAAAGAAGGAGGAGCCUGUAGCUGGGAGAAGCCAAAGCACCAAAACAAAGGAGAAUGAUGAAGAAGAUGAUGAGGAUACAAGUAUGUUUGAUGAGCUGCUGGAGAAGGUCAGCAGCAAUGACCCCCAAAUGACAGAGCUCAAUGUCAACAACUCAGAAGCCAUCAAAACCAAAACCCUCAUUACUUUUGCAGAAGCCCUGCGAGACAAUACACAUAUCAAGAUAUUUGCUCUGGCUAACACCCGGGCAGAUGACCAUGUGGCUUAUGCCAUUGCUGGGAUGCUACGUGCCAAUAAGACAGUCAUCAGCAUCAACUUAGACUCCAACCAUCUCACCAGCAAGGGAAUUGUUGCCCUGAUUCAUGCCUUACAGCACAACUCCACCCUCACUGAACUACGCUUCCAUAACCAACGCCACAUCUGUGGUGGCAAGACUGAGAUGGAGAUGGCUAAGAUACUGAAGGAGAACACGACAUUGCUUAAACUCGGCUACCACUUCGAGCUGGCUGGCCCACGCAUGACUAUGACCAACAUCCUAAGUCGCAACAUGGACCGACAGCGACAACGGAGGUUGCAAGAGCAGAAGCAGGCCCAAGCUAAUGGAGAAAAGAAGGGAACACUUGAAGUGCCCAAGGCAUCCGGGGGCCUCAAGAACUCCCCCAAGGCUUCACCCAAAGUCUCCCCACUGCCCUCACCCCAGCCCUCUCCCAAAGUAACCCCAAAGAAAGCGGGAGGAGCUGCAGCUGUGCCACCUCCACCACCGCCCCCACCACCCCCAGGUCCUCUCCUGGACAUGAACUGCCUACGGAACACCCUGACCCCUGUGUCACAGCGUAAAAUAGGAGAUAAGGGCUCUGACAGGGCCGGGGGCAAGAAUUCAAGGGAUCAACUGCUGGCCUCCAUUAGGAACAGCAACAUUAAACAGCUCAAAAAGGUUGAUGUCCCAAAGCUGCUGCAGUAAGAUUGGGGGAGUGAAAAAAAGACUCGGAGGAAGAGGAGGAAGGAGGAUGGGAAGGAGACGGAGACAGACAUCUCACAGAACCUGAGGAGACCAAAACGGAAUUUAUGAUGAAUGGAUGGAUAUAGUCUCGCCACUGUGGAGCAGGCAGCAGGAGGAACACGAUAUGGAGCUUGGCCUUGGAUGUACAGAUCCUAUCUGUGGUUCCAUACAGUAUGUGGGCGACGGGCGGGAACAUGUGGAAAGUGGUUUCAUGAUGCAGAGGUCUUGCUCAUAUGCUGGGCAUGCGUCAGCACCUUGCCUGUUAAUUGCACUAGAUUUCAAAGCAGGUCAUUAGUUAUAUGGGUAAAUGUGAAUGGUGCUUUAUGUGUGGGGCUAUAAGCAAAAUACAAGCGAUAGGAAUGACAUUGGCAUCCGUGAGUUUGUCAACUUCGACAGCAGUCCUGAAGGAUGAUUCGAUAGCAGCGUUACAAGCAAAUAAGAAUCAUCAUUGUGUACGUAAUUGGAAAAUUCAUGUAGGGGUUUGAUGUCUAUUGAAAUUUACCUUGAAUUAUUAAAAAGGGCUCACUGGGAGGAAUAAAUAGAAACUAGUGCCAAUAUGUUAUUAUCAGAAUCAUAAAGCAACAUCUCAGGCAUUUUUUACACAUCACUCCCCGCCCCCCCCCCCCCCCCCACUUCCAGCUUUUUGGCAACGACUCAGGAUGGAGCUACAGAUUUUCCAGGAAAUAAGUGGAGAAGUGUUUUGUUUUUGAACAUAGCAUAGCCUGCAGUAUGAAUGCUAAUGUGCUAUUGCUUAUGCUCCACAAUAUAUGUCUGUGUCUUCUGUGUGGCAAUUCAUAUUUGCUACUAACAGUUCAGUGGCACUCUUGAACACCACCACUCACAACUAAUGUGAAUGCACAGAUUCCUUCAAGAUGCAAGAAUUUGCUUCAGUUUAGCCAAGCUGCAAUUAUAAACAAAAUAACAUGGUAUUUUACCUUUUUUCUCUUUCUUGUAGCAAGGAAAUGUCUCUAAAUAGCUUGUUUUCAGAAGAGAAUGCUUACAAUGACAAUGCAUAGGUCUGAAAGUACCUUCAAUGGAAAAAAUUAAUUUUUAAGAUCCCUCAAUGGAUUUGUUCUCAGCCUUUUCCAUUUAAAUCUUUAAACACCCAUUUAGCGUUAGACGCUAUGUAUAUUAUAUUCAGUUUUCAAUGGUUUUUAAAAAGCCAUUAAAUUCAGUGAAGCUGUAUCCCUUAUACAAUUUAUGUGCAAAUGCAGACAUUGAUGUUUUGGGCUUUUGGCACAUGUCUAUAUAUUAUAUAGAGUGGUGGUGUAUUGUAAAGUAUUCUCAAGUUAGUAAAACAGUGUUUGUGAUUUUUGGUUUACAGUCAAGCAUUGAUUUAAAGAAAAUUAAAUCUUUCACAUGUAUCACUAUGAAUUCUUUAUGGCUUUCAAAGUAAUAGUGAAUCCUAACCGGUACACUAACAGUUUUUAAUUUUUUUUUAUGUAUCUCUUGUACUAAGUUACUUUAUUAGCAAGUGUAAAUCCGUAAUUUGUAAAGCAAAUUAGCAGAUUUAAAAAAGGCAACCAAAUACGCUAAAAUAUGGACAUUAACAAGCCACAUAUAACAUAUGCAGACGUUUGUUCAGAUGGUAUCCUAUUCAUCUCACAGCCUUUGGACAGUAAGACAAAUUGCGCAAAGUGCUCUUUUGCCAUUUCAUUUAUCAGGAUAGCGCACUGCACAUGGCAGAAAAAUCUGAUGACCGGAAAAAAAAAACACAGAAAUGCCGUCAAUAGAUAUGAAAAGAGAGAUGCACAAAGGUUUACUUUAUUGAUAAAAUACAAAAUUGUUAUGUGUUACUAUGGCUCAGUAGAUUAAAUUAAACAAGAUCUAAAAUAAUUCAGACACUAACUCUUCUCUGAAACAAAUGGGGAAAUCCAGUAAGACUUUCACUGACUAAAGUUCUUAUUCAGGAACCAGAUAAUAAUGUAAUGGUAAGCUUUUUGUACAUGUCAUAAUAAAGCACUUAAGAGUACACGAAGUAGCGCAGUGUUGUUUGGAAACAGUAUCCGAAGAUCUGCUACAUUGUACUAAAUAAAGGUUUUUUUCAUCGAUUGUCAA
Brienomyrus brachyistius is the source of this 4771-nucleotide messenger RNA. It is a transcript of the gene lmod1b, whose product is annotated as leiomodin 1b (smooth muscle). The transcript has 3 exons. The record is from RefSeq and is a predicted model, not a curated record. Bases 551 to 2674 code for a protein of 707 amino acids. Gene Ontology annotation, cellular component: striated muscle thin filament; myofibril. Lineage: Eukaryota; Metazoa; Chordata; Actinopteri; Osteoglossiformes; Mormyridae. Gene Ontology annotation, molecular function: actin binding; tropomyosin binding. Gene Ontology annotation, biological process: myofibril assembly; pointed-end actin filament capping; muscle contraction.